Molecule: messenger RNA, 1890 nt
Organism: Drosophila bipectinata
Lineage: Eukaryota; Metazoa; Arthropoda; Insecta; Diptera; Drosophilidae
Gene: Ir75a
Product: Ionotropic receptor 75a
Cellular component (GO): membrane
Molecular function (GO): ligand-gated monoatomic ion channel activity
Source: RefSeq, a predicted model, not a curated record
AUGCAGUUGCUGCAGUUGGCCAACUUUGUGCUGGACAAUCUCCUCCAGUCACGGAUAGGAUUCAUAAUAUUUUUCCAUUGCUGGCAGAGAAAUGAAAGUCUAAAGUUUUAUCAGCAGUUCGUCAAUCCCAUUCAUCGUCAUCUUGUCUACAAUCAGUUUGUUCAUAUGAGAGGUGUCCAAAACUGGACAGAUCUGGAGCUGAAAUAUCUGGAUCACUCCCAACCUACUUUAGCCAUCUAUGUGGAUUUUCAGUGUCAACAAGCUAGGGAUUUAUUGAAGGAGGCUAGUUUGGAGAAGCUCUACAAUCAGCAUUAUCAUUGGCUGAUACACGGAAACCAAUCAGAGUUUGAGUUUUAUGAUUUCUUUGCUCCUUUUAAUAUUUCCAUUGAUGCAGAUGUUAGUUAUGUGAAAGAGGAUUUAAUGGCCAGUAACUCCUCUGUUCGCUACUCCCUGUAUGAUGUCUAUAAUAAUGGAAAAAUCAUUGGCGGCCAGCUUAAUAUGACAGGAUCCUAUGAAGCUGCUUGUGAUCUUAAAGGAUGUGAAAGGGUAAAGUAUUUAAGUUCAUUACUGAAAAGGUCUAGAUAUGGAAAUCGAGAGCAACUUACAGAUGUAGUUUUAAGAGUGGCAACAGUGGUUACCCAAAGACCUCUAACCUGGUCAGAUGAUAUGCUUAUACAAUUUUUAAGCCAGGAGAACGACACUCAUAUAGAUUCCUUGGCCAGGUUUGGGUUUCAUUUGACCCUGAUUUUAAGAGAUUUACUCCACUGCAAAAUGAAGUUCAUUUUCUCCGACAGCUGGAGCAAAUCGGAUGUAGUUGGUGGUUCGGUAGGUGCUGUGGUGGAUCAAACGGCAGAUCUUACAGCCACUCCUUCUCUGGCCACCGAAGGCAGGCUGAAAUAUCUGUCAGCCAUCAUUGAGACGGGCUUCUUUCGGUCCGUUUGUAUUUUCCGGACUCCCCAUAAUGCCGGCCUCCGGGGCGAUGUUUUCCUGCAGCCCUUUAGUCCUACGGUCUGGUAUCUUUUCGGUGGAGUACUCUCCCUGAUUGGUUUCCUCUUGUGGGUCACUUUCUACAUGGAAUGCAAGCGGAUGUGUCGGCGAUGGAGGUUGGAUUACCUACCCUCGAUUCUGAGUACUUUUCUGAUCAGCUUUGGAGCAGCCUGCAUCCAAAGCUCGGCUCUGAUUCCUCGAUCCACUGGGGGUAGGCUGAUAUACUUUGCCCUUUUCCUGAUCAGCUUCAUUAUGUAUAACUACUACACAUCGGUAGUGGUAUCCUCUCUGCUGAGUUCUCCAGUCAAGUCCAAGAUCAAGACCAUGCAGCAGCUGGCGGAGAGUCCUCUGACAGUGGGCCUGGAACCACUGCCCUUUACCAAAAGUUAUCUGAAUUACUCCCGCCUCCCGGAGAUACAUUUGUUUAUUAAACGUAAAAUUGAAACACAGACCAAGAACCCGGAACUCUGGCUGCCUGCUGAGGAGGGUGUCCUCCGCGUUAGAGACAAUCCGGGAUAUGUUUAUGUUUUUGAAACAUCUUCAGGAUAUGCCUAUGUGGAGCGUUAUUUCACAGCCCAGCAAAUAUGCGAUUUAAAUGAAGUCCUUUUCCGACCAGAGCAGUUAUUUUACACACACUUGCACAGGAACUCUACCUACAAGGAACUCUUCAGAUUGAGGCUCCUGCGAGUCCUGGAAACUGGUGUCUAUCGGAAACAGCGCAGCUACUGGGUUCACAUGAAACUGCACUGUGUGGCCCAGAACUUUGUGAUAACCGUGGGCAUGGAGUACGUGGCUCCCCUGCUCCUUAUGCUGGUCUGCGCCUACAUCCUGGUCAUUCUCAUUCUCGCCAUCGAACUGGCCUGGCAACGUUGCUUCACUUCCCGUCGCACCUACCACGAAUAG